AUGAAAGACAAUAAAACUAGCCCCGACAAUAUUCUCAAUUCAUUAGAUUCGCUUACUUCAAUUGAAACUAUUAAUAAAAAAGAAAAACAUAAUAAUAAAAACAAGAUAGUCAAUACAUUGAAAUCACUUAUUAAAAAUUUAAAUUUCUUUGGUAAAAAGACAGACAAUGAUAAACUAAAAAAAGAAUACGGUGGUAAUGACAGGAGAGAUUCAAAUGUAUCAGAAAACGUUCAUUGCAGUGAUAAAAACCACACAGUCAAUUCAAUGGAGCCAUUUACUAACUUGCCAAAAAAAAAGGCAGACAAUGAUAAAUCAAAAGGACACGAUGAUAGUGACAGAAGCAAUUCGGAUAUACUAGCAAAUGUUGCUGAGUACUUUAAAAAUAAAAAAUAUGUUGAUAAAGAAAAAGAUAGAAAUAGUAUUGUCUAUCUUGAUGCUAAAUCGUGUUCAUUUACUGAUUUACGUGAGUUUUUUAAUAUAACAACUGACAAUGAUAAACAACAAGCAGACAAUUUUAAUCUAUCAGAAAAUGCUGUUGAUGUUUAUAAAAAUAAUACGGACCGUUUAUUUAGCUAUUUAUUUAAAGCUUUUAAUAAAAAAAUAGACAAUGGUAAACAACGUCCUAAAUCAAUAUCAAUAAGACAAAAAUUUCUGGAAACAAAUAAUUCAAAAAAUCACACCAAAUCGAAGGCAUUUGUGCGGGAACUUUUAUUCGGAUUAGCAAGGACCAAAAUGGAUAAAUCAGUCAAAUUUGGUCGAGUCGAAUUAUCCGAUAGUGAUGUGAGAGAAGAUAAAGGAUGGAUAGUUAAUAGCCUCCCGGAUAAUUCCAAUGGAAGUGACAAAAAUAAUAUUGCCUAUUUAUUGAAUUUGUUUAAUUCAAUUGAAACUUUUAAUAAAAAAGAAAAACAUGGUAGUAAUGGCAGUAACAAUUUGAAAUCAGGAAAUGCUGAUGGUAGGGAUAAAAACAACAUAGUCAAUUUAUUGAAUUCAUUUACUGAUUUAUUAGAUAAAAAGACAGACAAUGACAAAUCAAAAAAAAACACAGUGAUAGUGGCAGCAAAUGUUGAUGGUAGUGAUAAAAAUAACAUGGUCAAUUUAUUGGAUUCAAUUGCUGAUUGUUUUGAUAAAAAAACAGCUAAAUCAAAAAAAGAACAUGGUGCAAUCAAUUCAAAAAAUCACAUAACCAAGUCAAACUGA
This is a messenger RNA of Entrophospora candida, 1197 nucleotides long. The record is from the annotation of a GenBank genome assembly. NCBI's taxonomy places the organism in Eukaryota, Fungi, Glomeromycota, Glomeromycetes, Entrophosporales, Entrophosporaceae.